Molecule: messenger RNA, 1005 nt
Organism: Racocetra fulgida
Lineage: Eukaryota; Fungi; Glomeromycota; Glomeromycetes; Diversisporales; Gigasporaceae
Source: the annotation of a GenBank genome assembly
AUGAUAUACAAAGCCGUCAUUCUCGUAGGCGGACCUUCUCGUGGUACGCGUUUUCGACCGCUUUCUUUGAAUGUACCGAAGCCUUUAUUUCCAAUCGCCGGUCAUCCAGUUAUUUGGCACCAUUUGGAUGCCUUAUCUAAGGUUGAAGGGUUGAAAGAAGUCCUAUUGAUUGGAUUUUAUGAGGAUUCGGUUUUUCAAAGGUUUAUAGACGAUGCAGCUAGAGAUUUCCCACAGAUUUAUGUUCGGUAUGAUACUAUUGGAUUGCGGUUCUUAUGUUAUCAAAUACCUACUUGCAAACUUUUUUUUUCCCUCUUAUAUAGUUAUUUACGCGAAUACCAGACUUUGGGGACAGCUGGAGGUCUAUAUCAUUUUCGGGAUGAAAUUCAAAGAAACGACCCGCGCCAAAUAUUCGUUCUUAAUGCUGAUGUAGCGUGCAACUUCCCCCUAAACGAAAUGAUUAAAUUUCAUAAUACGCAUAGAGGAUUAUGUACGAUAUUAGGAACUAAGGUUGCUCGUGAAGUUGCUAAUAGAUUUGGAUGUCUAGUUGAGAAACCAGAAAAUCACGAAGUUUUGCAUUAUGUAGAAAAACCUGAAAGUUUUAUAUCUAAUUUAAUUAAUCAAUUUCAGAUGCAAGAUGAUAAACUUCGCUUAGAACAGGAUAUACUCCGACCUUUAGCAGAAUCAAGUAAAUUAUUUGUAUAUGAAACAACUGAUACUUGGAUUCAAAUUAAAACUCCCAGUUCAGCUGUUCCUGCAAAUGCGUUAUAUCUUGAACAAUAUCAAAAAACAGAUCCUGAUCGAUUAUUAAAAAAUGUGCCGGAUGGUCCUACUGUAGUCGGGCUUGUCUAUAAACAUCCCACCGCCACUAUCGAUCCCACUGCUAAGGUUUGUGAAUUGAUUUAUGACCAUAAUUUAAUCAUUGGAAAGGGUGUUCGCAUCAAGGAUUCAAUUAUCUUGGAUAAUGCAGAUAUUAAAAACAAUGAACUGAUAACUAAUGGUUUCUAG